CAAGUGUGUGAAUCAUCGCUUUUUGCAUAAAGCGGGUGUCCAGUGCAGCUGUAAUAUAAGUUAGCUCAUCAAAGAUCUGUAUACUGGAAGGAAAAAUUAUAACAAUAUAAAUAUAAUAAUAAUCAAAUGACGCACUAGGGCCUGUGGAUUGUUUUAGAUAUCUUUGCUCGUCCUCGUAGCUAGCUACUAGGUUUCUGCUGUUUCAUAUACCAGUCGAUCUGAGGAAAACAUCUGCGGGAUAUCGUGCAAUUUUCUUUAAGCGGACGUUUUUAUAAUACCGAUCUAUCAUCAUCCUCCAUCAUCAUAAAGUUUGUGAACAGUUAGGUUAAGUUCAUCAUUAAUGGGUGCUCAUCGGAGCGAAGGGCGCAGGGACUGGCUUCAGCAAGAUGUUGGAGAACAGCAAGUAUCUGUGAAUACAUGGAAUCUCAUGAUAAAACACAGACAGGUUCACCGCCGGGGUCGGCGCUCUCAGAUGACUGUCAGCUACACUGACCCUGUGAUUUCCAUGGAUCUUUUGCGCACUGUUCUGCAGCCCAGCUUCAAUGAGGACAUCCUUGCAGUGUUUAGGAAAUACAUGAAGUUUUUUGAAAAGGCGGCCAGUAAUGUGAAAGAGAAUGUUGGUGAAGAGGUACAGACUGAGCAGCUGAUCAGAGAGGCCUGUCGAAACUGCCUGGAACAGGCAAAACAGCUCUUCUCUGAUGGGGAGAAAGUGACCAGACCAGGUCCUGACCCCCCAGUCAAGCGUGUGCGUCAUGAUGAUGAUUCCAGCCAGAGGGGAAGUCCUGUACCAAAGAAACGGAAAGGUCGCCCCCCUGGGCCUGUCGUUGCUUAUGAUCGACCGGUUUCCUUUGGCACCCCAGCAAAGCCCAAGACGUCUGAGCCUGUAAAGCGAGAGGGACCCAAGUGGGAGCCCUCCAGGCUGAGUGAGAAGAGCACAUUUGUCCUUGGAUCGAGGGCAAACAAAGCUCUGGGGAUGGGUGGCACCAGAGGAAGGAUUUACAUCAAACAUGCUGACCUCUUCAAGUAUGCUGCUGAUGCACAAGACAAACACUGGCUGGCAGAAAGACAGCACAUGAGGGCUACAGGUGGAAAGAUGGCCUACCUUCUCAUUGAAGAAGAUGUGCAGGAUCUUGCACAGAGUGACGACUACAGAGACUGCCCUGACCUGAAACUUGAUGAACUGAAGCCUUUUACGGUUCCUCUGUGGAUGAUCGAGAAGAUGCAGAAAGCAAUGGAGGCCCAGAGGUCCGAGAGAGAUUAGGGCGAGAGAGACGCGAGGAGCAGAGAGUUUAGCCAGGAUUUAACCGAUGCAUUAAGAGACUCGCAGUCAGAGCUGCCCCCUACUGCUGUCGCCAAACAACCAGGACACAGUCUUUCUUCAGGCAUUGUGAUGCUUUUUCCAGUGCCAAGACCUGAACACAGUGCCAUUUGAUACAACCACUGGUAAUACAAGCUGUAUGUACAGAUUACUAUACAAAAUAUACAUGGCUUGCAUAGAGGAUCUUAUGUUCUGUUUCUGGUAGACAGCUGUACUCACUCAUGAGACCCAUUUAAAUAUCUGUUUAUGCAAGAAGAGGCAGCUCUAACACUGUAGUUUAGAGACAAGUCUGGUACAUAAGCACUUGCAUUUUUUUGUUCUCUUACGGUGGUUUCAUUGCUCCAUAUUUCAAAACACAAAUUUGAAAUGUUUUACAAACUCCAUAUCAUCUGAAUAGUAUCCAAAGCAUAUUUAUAAUGGGGAAAAAUGUUUUCUUCUCAUAGUUGUUCCCAUCUCAGGUCAUUACUGGCACCAGUGUGGACUAAAUCUUCUGUUAUGUGCAGGGGUCUUUUUGUUGUAGUUUAAGAUGUAAAUCUUUACAGGGCUUGUAUGUUUGCAGAUGUCUUUAAAUCUUUUGUGUUCUUACUGGCAAUUAUCCCUACACACUUAUUGAAGUUUUUCCUAUAGUUUUGGUUUUUUUUUUUUUUUUGAAUUUCAGUUAAAAUCAAAGUAUUUCAUAUGGGAACUGCAAAAGAAAAUAGUACUGCAUUGGAGCAAGAGGUUGAAUGACUAUUAUGUGAUGUCAGCUAUUUUUUACAUUGCUUUAUUUGUAUUCUCAAAUGCCAUUUUGGUGUCUUAAAAACAAUAACCAGCUAUUUCAGUUUUUUAGUUUUUAUUGCUAACUUGAAUAUCAAUUAGAUCUUCAUAGGGGAUUUCUGUUGGAGCUGCAUUUUAGAGCAGAAAAUCAGAUAGCUCUACUGCUAAAUGCUGAACUGAUGACACGUGAAUUUAGA
Messenger RNA from Megalops cyprinoides (Indo-Pacific tarpon), 2271 nucleotides. It is a transcript of the gene dnttip1, whose product is annotated as deoxynucleotidyltransferase terminal-interacting protein 1. The coding region runs from base 341 to 1261 and encodes 306 amino acids. The record is from RefSeq and is a predicted model, not a curated record. Lineage: Eukaryota; Metazoa; Chordata; Actinopteri; Elopiformes; Megalopidae. Gene Ontology annotation, molecular function: DNA binding; nucleosome binding. The transcript has 13 exons. Gene Ontology annotation, cellular component: nucleus.